AUGUCGACCGAUCCCAAGAUCCAGGACCUGCUCAACAAGCCUAAGAGCGAGCUCACUGAAUACGAGGUUUCCCUCGUUGAGGAACAUGAGCUCACUGCCGGUCCUUUGUCUCUUCUCCAAACCGCUACGCGCACACACACCCAAGUCCUGAUCUCCUGCCGGAACAACCGCAAGCUCCUCGCCCGUGUCAAGGCCUUUGACCGCCACUGCAACAUGGUCCUGGAGAACGUCAAGGAGAUGUGGACCGAGAAGCCCAAGGGUGGUAACGGCAAGGGUGUCAACAAGGACCGCUUCAUCAGCAAGAUGUUCCUCCGUGGUGACUCCGUCAUUCUCGUCCUGCUCAGCUGA
Aspergillus neoniger CBS 115656 is the source of this 348-nucleotide messenger RNA. RefSeq names its product mRNA splicing protein SMD2. The transcript is spliced from 4 exons. NCBI's taxonomy places the organism in Eukaryota, Fungi, Ascomycota, Eurotiomycetes, Eurotiales, Aspergillaceae. The record is from RefSeq and is a predicted model, not a curated record. Gene Ontology annotation, molecular function: RNA binding. The coding region runs from base 1 to 348 and encodes 115 amino acids. Gene Ontology annotation, biological process: spliceosomal snRNP assembly; RNA splicing. Gene Ontology annotation, cellular component: U2 snRNP; catalytic step 2 spliceosome; U4/U6 x U5 tri-snRNP complex.